AAGGAGAGAGGAGGAGGAGAAGGCGGGAGCCCCUAAGACUGGAUCCACUCAUUCAGCAAAUAUUUAUUGGGCGCCUACGAUGUGCCAAGCACUGUUCCAGGGUGCCGUGCAUACAUACAGUGGUGAACAAGUUGAAGUCUUUGCAGCAAGGGGCUCACAUUCUAGUUGGGGGAACAGAAAGUGACCAAGUAGACACACAAAUAAGAUCACUUCACAUGGUGGCAAGCGCUGGGAUGAAAAUAAACCAGUGUAGCAGGGAGGAGAUGAGUUUUGUGGGUCUGGAGGGGUGCAUGGAGAAGGGGGCCUGAGGCAUGACCACCCCUUCCUCCCCGGGGGGACUGCCUGCCCGCCCCCGCAGACACCCAUGGUUCAGUGCCCACCGGGCCCCAGCCUGCCCCAGCAUCCCCCGCGGCGAAGCUGGGUGCCGCGGGGAGUCUGGCCACCAUGCCACCUCCUCUCCUCCUCUUCUUCCUCCUCUUCCUGACUCCCGUGGGAGGCAAGGCCCAGGAACCACAGCUGGUGGAGGCUAAAGAGGGAGACAACGCUGUGCUGCCGUGCUUCAAUUCCCCAGAGGGUCACUCGCAGAAGCUGGCCUGGUUUCGGGAGACGGCAGCUUUCUUAGCGCUGAGCCCAAAGUUACGAGACCUGAGCAUUCAGAAACAGCCCCUGGGCAUCAUGCUGCUCAUCUUGAACGUCACUAACCAGAUGGGGGGCUUCUACCUGUGCCAGCCAGGGCCCCCUUCUCCGCAGGCCUGGCAGCCUGGCUGGACAGUCAGCGUGGAGGGCAGUGGGGAGCUGUUCCGGUGGAAUGCCUCAGACCUAGAUGACCUAGGCUGUGGCCUGGGCAACAGGCCCUCAGAGGGCCCCAGGUCCUUUCCUGGUCACCCCACAAGCUCCCAGCUGUAUGUGUGGGACAAAGACCAACGUAAGAUCUGGAAGACAGACCUUAAAUGUGCCUCAAAUAGGAGCAGUCUGAACCAGAGCCACACCCAAGACCUCAUCGUGGCCCCUGGCUCCACACUCUGGCUGCCCUGUGGGGUGCCGCCCGACUCCCUGGUUAGAGGCCCCGUCUCCUGGACCCACGUGCAUCCCAAGAAGAAACCCUCAUUGCUGAGCCUAAACAUGACGGAGGAUGCCCCAGUCAGAGAGAUGUGGGUCCUGGGCACCCUCAGAGGAGGGGCUGUUCUGUUGCUGCCCCAGGCCACAGCUCAAGAUGCAGGCACCUAUUAUUGUUACCUUGGCAACAUGACCCUGGAGAUAGAGCUGAAGGUCACUGCUCGGUCAGCUGUAUGGCAUUGGCUGAUGGAGACUGGUGGCUGGAAAGUCCCUGUUGCGACUUUAGUUUAUCUGAUCUUCUGCCUGGGUUCCCUAGUGGUCUUUCUUCAUCUUCGAAGAGCCCUGAUCCUGAGGAGGAAAAGAAAGCGAAUGACUGAUCCCACCAGAAGGUUCUUCAAAGUGACGCCUCCCGCGGGUACCGGCGCCCAGAACCAGUAUGGGAACGUGCUCUCCGUUUCCACGCCCACCUCUGGCACGGGACGUGCCCUGCGGUGGGCUGCAGGCCUGGGGGCCGCCGACCCGUCCUCUGGAAACUCACGCAGCCACGUCCAGGAGGCCAGAGCCACCGGGUCCUGGAGCCCGCCGGGAGCGGGCCCAGAAGAAGAGGAAGGGGAGGCCUAUGAGGAGCCGGACAGUGAGGAGGGCUCCGAGUUCUACGAGAACGACUCCAACCUUGGGCAGGACCAACUCUCCCAGGACGGCAGCGGCUAUGAGAACCCUGAGGACGGGGCCUUGGGUCCUGAGGAUGAAGACUCCUUCUCCAACGCAGCUGAGUCUUAUGAAAAUGAGGAUGAAGAGGUGGCCCAGCCAGUCACCAGGACAACAGACUUCCUGAGCCCCCAUGGGUCAGCCUGGGACCCCAGCAAGGAGGCAACCUCCCUUGGGUCCCAGUCCUAUGAGGAUAUGAGAGGGAUCCUGUAUGCAGCCCCCCAGCUCCGCUCCUUUCGGGCCCAGCCUGCCCCCAAUCAUGAGGAAGAUGCAGACUCUUAUGAGAACAUGGAUAAUCCCGACGGGCCAGAACCAGCAUGGGGUGGAGGGGGCCACGUGGGGACCUGGAGCACCAGGUGAUUCCCUUCAGUUUCUUCUACAUAGCCUGGGCCUCCUCAGGCCCCUGAGAUCCAUACCUGACUCUGAAAUCUGGGAGCCCAAGCAGAUGGUGUCAACCUCUGGAACGAUGUUGCUCAGGAUGUGUGUACCUGUGUGUGUGUACACAAGCGAAACUUUGGCCCCCUUUGUGCUCCGAAUAAACUUAAUGAGCUCUUCCAAUCCUGUGAUGUAGUGCCCUUGUGUGGGAGGGGAAGGGAAGAUGAGGAUGGGUGUACUCCCAUCCCCUCUCGAAUCCCGCAGAGGAGAGAGAGCUACAUUCCAGUUACAACAGGGCCUUUUCCCUCCUGUGGCUAGGCCUGCACUCAUUUCCCUCAUUUGCCUGCCAUUCCCACCCUCCAGUUAUUCAAUCAUUGUUCAUCCAGCGGUUGUGUGCUGGGUGCCCAGUGGAGAGGAAACAAUCCAGGAGUCAUCCCGGACAUAAUCCUUACACUAACCUCAUAAAGUUAUUGAGCACUUAUGUGCCAGGAUUGUGUCAAAGUAUUUUAUAUUUACGUGUAUUCGCAUAUUUUAUCUUCGCAGACAACCCUAUUUCAUAGAUGAGGAGACUAAGGCAGAGAAGCUAAAUAACUUGCCCAGGCUCAUCUAGUUAAUAAGUGCUGGGGUCAGGACUUAAACUCUGGCAGUCUAAUUCCAGAGCCUAUAUUCAUCUUGACA
Molecule: messenger RNA, 2817 nt
Organism: Diceros bicornis minor
Lineage: Eukaryota; Metazoa; Chordata; Mammalia; Perissodactyla; Rhinocerotidae
Gene: CD19
Product: CD19 molecule
Exons: 15
Coding region: 445-2124 (559 amino acids)
Biological process (GO): B cell receptor signaling pathway; regulation of B cell activation; B cell proliferation involved in immune response
Cellular component (GO): external side of plasma membrane
Source: RefSeq, a predicted model, not a curated record